AUGGAUUCCAUCCAUCUGGACUUCGGCUGCAUAUUUAUGAAAGGUUUGGGACCUUCGCUGAUACAAAAUGAAGGAUUGUUCCAAUCUUUGUUAUUCGAAGCGUGUGGAAGAACUGUAAAUCCAGUGAACGGAGCAGUGGGAUUACUGUGGACUGGGAACUGGCACUUGUGCCAGUCGGCGGUGGAGACGGUGCUGAGAGGAGGCGUUUUACGGCCGUUGCCAAAAUUUUCUGGGUUGAUUCAGUCGCCGGAGUUUGAUGAAGGGUCAGAAGCUAAUAACACUGAUUUGUACAAAUCGCAAGAUCUAAACUUGAGGGUCAAAAGGGAAGGUUUUGAUGAUGGGCCAAGUGACCUAAAUCUCGGUUUGGCAGGGGGUUUUCCGGAGAAAAUGACGGCCGGUAGAAGAAAAAAUCGGCCGCCUGAGGAACGGAGGCCGGCGUCUCCAUCAGACGAGUCUGAAACGACGACGUUGGAGAGUGGUCUUCUGUGUAACCAAGAGUUGCAGCAAAAUCACCCUGGACGGGAAUCUAAGCUUUUGAGACUCUUCUUCUAA
Molecule: messenger RNA, 552 nt
Organism: Olea europaea var. sylvestris
Lineage: Eukaryota; Viridiplantae; Streptophyta; Magnoliopsida; Lamiales; Oleaceae
Product: LOB domain-containing protein 39-like
Exons: 2
Coding region: 1-552 (183 amino acids)
Biological process (GO): regulation of gene expression
Source: RefSeq, a predicted model, not a curated record